This is a messenger RNA of Fonsecaea erecta, 1845 nucleotides long. RefSeq lists its product as hypothetical. NCBI's taxonomy places the organism in Eukaryota, Fungi, Ascomycota, Eurotiomycetes, Chaetothyriales, Herpotrichiellaceae. The record is from RefSeq and is a predicted model, not a curated record. The transcript has 2 exons. The coding region runs from base 1 to 1845 and encodes 614 amino acids.
AUGACCUCAAAACCAUCUGGGGAAGUCACCUAUGAGCUUCUGGGAUAUGGAGAGAUGUCCAGGGUACCGCCGCCCGAGGAGCCUGUUCGAAGCAUCCGCAGCUUCAUCUGGCACAAUCCGACGAUUCCCAUUGUUUUCGGUAUCGGAGCUGCCUUUGCGGUGGGAUGCUUUGCGUUCACGCACUGGCUGGGCACGCAGAAGUUCAUCUGCCCCGAGUGGGCGCUCGAUUGUUCAGUGUCCGAGUUCCUGGCCGAAGUUGUGGCACAUCUGGGCCAGGUGCAAGGGAUCAUCACCGCCGUCUACACCGCGUCGGUGGCUAUGAUGGCUUAUGCGACCUUUCAGGUGGCAGAGACGACACUCUGGCCCGCUCUAACGCAAAAGACCUUCUCGAUGAGCGACAUGGACCACUAUCUGGCCUUGACGCGGGGAUCCCUCACGGCCUCGCCACGGGCGUUGUGGCAUGCUCGAGGGCUCGGUCCACUGGCAGUCCUGUUCACCGCAACAGUCAUUGCACUUCUCCAGUUGGCCAACUCCAUCUUCGUCGGACAUGCGUACUCGACCACGAAUGUCACCACGACGUACUACAGCAAUCAUUCGGACGGCGGUGGCAUGGGUCUUCCCUUCGAUGGCUUCCAGAUGAACCCUCCGGGGUUACUCCCCGGCGCAGCUGGAGACGCCGUGUCGGUUUAUACAUCCUGGGCCAACGGCCUGAGCAGCGAGCCUAUGCCCGACCAACGCAACUUCAUAAUUGACCGCGCCAACCUGUCCAGGGUGGGGGCGUUCUCUGCGUACGCCAUCGAAAAGCACACCAUCAUCUCGUGCUCAGCCACGCCCAUCAAUAUCACCUCGGAGUACGCCGACAUGUUCACCGUUCAGGCUAACAUGUCAGCCACGGAUCUGUGGAUCCGGCAACAGCCCCAGCUAUCGUUAUGGGUGGACCGGUGGAGGAAUCUCAGCGACACGAGGGCGGUCACGACAAUGGUGUUUGUCGCCAUCAACGGCACGAUCGAGGGCGGCUACAAGAACGGGCCAACUGAGGUCAUGUUGGAGCUGGGAUACGUCGAGGGUGUCUCGUCCCUGGCGUGUGACAUCGACGUGGAGCUCCAGGACAGCGUCGUCUGCACGUGGAAGGACCAGUCCAAGUGCCCGCCGCCAAGCAUGACACUCUCCAAACUCGAGAGCCUGGCCCAGCCGUGCGCCGGCUGCAUCUCGGUCUGGCUCGCUGCCGCCGUGGAGGUCUACGGCGUGAGCAUCUACGGCACCCAGCCCAUGUUCUACCCGACGUUCACGGACCCGGGGGUGCUGGCGCCCGCGCAGCUGGGGAACCUGACGGCCGCCUUGCCCGUGGCGUGGACCAGCGUGUCGACCAGUCCCACCUCGUACAACUGGUCGCAGAAGAUGCUGCGCAACUUUAUCGAGGUCGGCUCGGGCGCCAUGGCCAUAACCAUCAUGCGGCACUUCCCCAACGAGAGCGGCAUUUUAGAGUCAAGACUGCCCAUGCUGCGUCUAGACGCGAGCCGAAGCUGGCUCCUGUUCCUUCCCCCAGCGCUGGUGCUGGUCAGCAUCGUGCUAGUAGCCGGGCUAAGUGGCUUCAUGCACGCCGAGGCGAACCUGGCUCACGUGCGCCGGGGCACCACGAGCGAGAUCGUCGUCAACAGCCAGACCGAGGACAUCAAGUCCGUCGUCAAUGAGGCGAGGAAGUCGGCCACUACCCGCGACGCCUUGUCGCGGUUGCGUGUCCGGUACGGCGUCGUUGCCGAAGGCAGUGCUGGACUGGCGCGCGGCGACCGUGUAACUCCCUUUCAGAACGGGCCUAGCUGGGGAACCUCCUUCUAUGGUUUAUAG